UCAAGGAGGGAAAAAAGAUAAAAGUAUGAUAAUAUUGUUUGCACAUUGCAUGUUUCUACUUCACCCUACAAUAUUCAUCAUAUUCAAUUUCUCUCUCUCUCUAAAUACAUCUCUAUAUAUUGAAGAACACAUGACAAGCAAAAUAGGAAGAAAAGAAGAAUUCUUAAAACCCCAACAAUACAACAAACAAAUGCAAAACCUCCUUAAUCUCCUUCUCCUUCUCUUUGCUCUCUUUCCUUCAUUCCAAGCUCUUCCAUGGAGGACCCAAGAGAACCACCUUAACAACUUUGAAGGCUCCUCUGACCUUGUAAACCUAGAAUACCACAUGGGUCCUGUCCUUGCUUCCCCUAUCAACCUUUAUAUAAUUUGGUAUGGCCAUUGGAACCCUAACCUCCAAGACAUUAUUAGAGAUUUCAUUUUCUCACUCUCUUCUCCUUCUCCUUCUCAUCGUCCUUCUGUCACCGACUGGUGGCAAACCAUCGAGCUCUAUGCCGACCAAACUGGCUUGAACAUCACUGGGACCAUCCGACUCUCCAAUGAGUUUCACGACUCGUCGUAUUCCCAAGGCAACUACCUAAGCCGUUUAGCCAUUCAACAUGUCAUAAAAAACUCAAUCACCUCUCAAAAUCCAAGACCUUUGCCUCUAAAUCCCUACACUGGCCUUUACUUAGUCCUCACUUCACCAGAUGUCCAAGUGCAAGACUUUUGUAGGGCAGUUUGUGGCUUCCAUUACUUCACAUUCCCGGCCGUCGUUGGAGCGACGGUACCGUAUGCUUGGGUUGGUCAUAGCGGGAAGCAAUGCCCUGGCAUAUGCGCCUACCCGUUCGCACGACCAGAAGGCUCAGAGGCUCCACCGCCGAGCGGGAUCAUGGGGGCGCCGAACGGGGACGUGGGAGUUGAUGGGAUGGUAAGUGUGAUAGCUCAUGAGUUAGCAGAGACAUCAAGUAAUCCACUGGUAAAUGCUUGGUAUGCAGGGGAUGAUCCAACAGCACCAACAGAGAUAGCUGAUUUGUGUGUGGGAUUGUAUGGAUCAGGUGGGGGAGGGGGAUAUGUUGGGAAUGUGUACAGAGAUUAUUGGGGAAAUGGGUAUAAUUUGAAUGGUGUUAAGGGGAGGAAAUUCUUGGUUCAAUGGGUUUGGAAUCCUGUUCAAAAAAGAUGUUUUGGACCAAAUGCUUUGGAUUAAAUUAAAUUAAAGGUUCUUUUUCUUCUUGUUAAUCUUUUAUUUAAUUAUACUGGGUUAUAUUUGGAUUUUGUUUUCAUGUUCUCGGGUUUUGGUUGGUCAUUGGGAGCUUCUCAAAGAUUCGAAAAUGAGACCAUUUUGAAGGGUUAUUUAUGAGGGAACAAGAGUUAUGUAUUCUUUUGAGAGACUAGAGGUUUUAUGUAUAUUAGUUUAUUCAGGUUGUGGGUCAUUCGUUAAUAAUCAUAAAAAUAAAUAAACCUAGGUUAAUCGGAUUGUCGAAUUGUUUCAAUGUACCUUUGAGAGGUAUAUAUUAACUAUAUAUUUUAAAAGUUGAUGAACCAAAAUAUAGAACUUUUAAAAAAAAAAUGAAAUUCAAAAGCAAUUUCAAAACCAAUUUUGUAUUAUGUUUUAAUAAAUGUUCGAUUCCUCUUCUAAACUAAUAAUAAUAAUAAUUUCAAAUAAAGAUAUCCCAACAACGACAAAAAAAUUCUAAAUUUCACUAUCAAUUUUAAAGUCAAUCAACACGGUAAAUUGCGGAUGGACAAAGUUAGUACCUUUAGUUCCAAAAUCAUUCAAAGAUGACAAUUAAUUAAAACAAAAGUUAGUAAUUGACUAAAUUAAACAAUGAUUAACAAUUUAUUUAAAAUAAUAACUUUUCCUGUUUGACAGUCAAUUUACCCCAUCUAGUUAUGUCAAUGAGUGAAUUAUAUUAUUUUAAUGUCAAUCAAU
Molecule: messenger RNA, 1909 nt
Organism: Benincasa hispida (wax gourd)
Lineage: Eukaryota; Viridiplantae; Streptophyta; Magnoliopsida; Cucurbitales; Cucurbitaceae
Gene: EXL7
Product: EXORDIUM like 7
Source: RefSeq, a predicted model, not a curated record